Molecule: messenger RNA, 411 nt
Organism: Staurois parvus
Lineage: Eukaryota; Metazoa; Chordata; Amphibia; Anura; Ranidae
Source: the annotation of a GenBank genome assembly
AUGGGAGAUGUAUCCUGCGUGUACAUACCCACCUGCUACGAGUAUUCCCAAAGCUUAAGCAAAGUCUGGGGAGCACCACUUAUUAAAUUUCCUGAUGCCAGGCCAGAAAACCUGUACACCUUAAUUAUGGUGAAUCCUGAUGCACCCAGAAGAUCUAAGCCAAUACACAGAUUCUGGAGACACUGGUUGGUCACAGAUAUCCCAGGUGAAGAUCUUCAAAAAGGUGUUGUUACUGGAAUUGUGCAAUCAAAGUAUUAUCGUCCAAAACCACUGCGUCAUACUGGACUCCAUAGAUACCAGUUCCUAAUCUACAAGCAACAUCCUCAGGUCUCUCCAUUUCUCCUACCCAGUGAAAAAAUUCUGGCCCGCUUGGGACGUAGCUGCAUUUGCUCAUCGAUCCAGGCUGGGUGA